AGAGCAAUCACCAUUACUGUUGCUGCGGCCGGCGGCGACCACGCGCAGUGGGCGGGGCUAACCGGAGUGCGCGGCCCCGCUCUUGCGUGGGCGGGGAUCUUGUGUGACUGUGUCGGUGUGUGUGUGGAGGAGUAAUCGCGUGCGUGGGUGCGCGCGGCCGUGCUCGCGGGGGGAAUUGCUGUUGCUGAGCGAGAGAUUCCCCGUGGACCUCCAACCACAGGGAGAGGAGAGUGCGGGAGGAUGUGCAUUUUUAAACAGCGAGAAGAUUCCAUCUUAAGAUGAUUGCACCAUGGAUAGGUGUAAAUACAUUUUAUAAAGGAACGAUUUGGUCUUAUUUCCCGGAACAUGAAAUCUCACUUCAUUGUGAAACUAAAGGAAACGAUGUUCAGGCUCCUCAUGGAAGGAUCGCAUUAAAAGUUUACUGGCUGCAGUAGUUUCCGCAUGUUGACCAGUAAGAAUGCGGUUCACUGUGAAGAAGGUGUCCUUGGUGAUUGGCUUUGUUGCCUUGGUGGCAUUAGCAGCACAUCUUGGCCAGCAAAUGCUAGAAUGUCAGCAGAUUCUCGAUGAAGGCUAUAGCAAGAAAAAUCGUGGUGUCAUGAAGCCGGAGAGUGAAGAACUAGUUAUGGUAGAUGCCAAUAAUAUAGAGUACAGAUACAGCAAGGAUAUGCCCUUAAUAUUUAUUGGUGGCGUGCCACGAAGUGGUACAACAUUAAUGAGAGCUAUGCUGGAUGCUCAUCCUGAUGUCCGCUGCGGGGAAGAAACACGAAUUAUCCCUCGGAUUUUAGCAAUGAGGCAAGCUUGGUCAAAGUCUGGAAGUGAAAAGAUGCGUCUUGAUGAAGCUGGCGUAACAGAUGGUGUCAUGGAUGCUGCCGUGCAGGCUUUUAUACUGGAAAUAAUAGCAAAACAUGGAGAACCCGCUAAGCUGUUAUGUAAUAAGGACCCAUUUACUUUGAAAUCAUCCGUUUAUCUUUCCAAACUUUUCCCUAAUUCCAAGUUUCUUUUAAUGAUACGGGAUGGACGUGCAUCUGUGCAUUCAAUGAUCACUAGGAAGAUAACUAUAGCUGGCUUUGAUUUAAACAGCUACAGGGAUUGUCUAACCAAGUGGAACAAAGCGAUAGAGAUCAUGUAUGCACAAUGUUUAGAAAUCGGGGAGCACAAGUGUCUACCAGUUUAUUAUGAACAGUUAGUUUUGCAUCCCAAGCAAGCCAUGCACGCCAUUAUUAAAUUUCUAGACAUCCCGUGGAACGAUGCUAUGCUUCAUCAUGAAGAACUUAUUGGAAAACCUGGAGGAGUAUCCCUGUCUAAAACUGAAAAAUCAACGGACCAAGUAAUGAAACCUGUGAAUCUUGAGGCCUUGUCUAAGUGGGUUGGAAAACUCCCUGCAGAUAUUGUAGAUGACAUGCCCCGCAUAGCCCCCAUGCUUGCAAGACUGGGAUAUGAUCCUUUUGCAAACCCGCCAAGAUAUGGUAACCCAGAUGCCAUAGUUGUCAACAACACGCACAGAAUCCUGAAGGGGGAUUUUAAAACGCCAAGCAAUCUGAAAGGAUAUCUUCAGGUUCAUCAGAAUAACUCCUCACACUGGUGACAACAGGAAUGUAGGAUUUGUCCUUACAUGCCAUUACCAAGACAGAAAAUCCUUGAAGUUUUGAAAGGAAACCAUAUUUCCAAGCAUAUUGCUUGCCAAACAUUGCCAAACUGACUGUCUAGAGCGAAUGUAUUUGCACUUGUUUGUAUGCAACAGUGUUUCAAAUCUGUCAGUAAAAAUUGACCUGUAGCUCAUCUUACUUUACUGUGGAAAAGAAGUGAUCUGCGGAUCUUUUACUGAACUUGCAGCCAAUAUUUUCUAAUGAGCCACAAGCGUUUUGUACAACAUUGAAGCACCAGACAUUUAACUGGUUAACAUGUCAUUUAGUUUUCUGUGUGUUGUGACCAAUGAAAAUGACUCCACUUACUUUUUGCAGUAUGUUUUUAAACCAUCACAGAACUUAUGAAAUGAAGGAGUGACUGCUAUAAAUUGUGGGGUUAUUUAACUCAUCUUUGUAUCGUCAACAAAAUGAAACUGGUGCAUCGUAAUAGUCAUUUUGUUCUGAAUUCUGCAAAAUAACAUUAAAAAAAAAAGAAGAAUAUAUAGGUCAUUGCCAUAGAAGUGUUACAAUGGUGACUUUUAAAUGUACUCUUUCAAAUCUCUAUUUAAAAUUUUAAUAUAUGAUCCAUUAAUUUCAUUCAGAGUUUCAAUCUUAUUUCAUUAUAUUAAACUGUUUUAAUGAAGUGCCAA
Messenger RNA from Pseudophryne corroboree (corroboree frog), 2275 nucleotides. It is a transcript of the gene TPST2, whose product is annotated as tyrosylprotein sulfotransferase 2. Bases 458 to 1585 code for a protein of 375 amino acids. The record is from RefSeq and is a predicted model, not a curated record. Gene Ontology annotation, biological process: peptidyl-tyrosine sulfation. Gene Ontology annotation, molecular function: protein-tyrosine sulfotransferase activity. NCBI's taxonomy places the organism in Eukaryota, Metazoa, Chordata, Amphibia, Anura, Myobatrachidae. The transcript is spliced from 8 exons. Gene Ontology annotation, cellular component: Golgi apparatus.